Messenger RNA from Sparassis crispa, 1068 nucleotides. RefSeq lists its product as hypothetical. The record is from RefSeq and is a predicted model, not a curated record. Lineage: Eukaryota; Fungi; Basidiomycota; Agaricomycetes; Polyporales; Sparassidaceae. The coding region runs from base 1 to 1068 and encodes 355 amino acids. The transcript has 4 exons.
AUGUUUUCGACAUACACCCUCCGUCGCGUGCCCCUUCUCCUUCGACGUCUCCCCUCCUCGACGACCCCACGCUCUCUUUCAACUUUCUCCAGAUCUGCGUUCAUCAAGCCACCCUACGUUCCCGGUGUGGUGUCGUCGUCGGUUCUACGCAGCCAGAUCUUUGCCCGCGGCGCCGCGAGCACCGUUUCUGGCAGACCUGGCUCUCAGAGCGUCGGGCAGGCCGCUACGAACAUCAAGGAGGAGCUCGGCAACUCCACAGCUGACCUUGCGAAAGUCAUCGCAGGCGGGAAUGUAUACACCGACGCGGUCCAGGCUCGGGAGCACACCUUCCUCGGCAUUACCAACGCGGUAGCCCACUCUGUGCCCACGCCCUACAUCGUUUUCGGCCUCGCCGGGGGACUGCCCUACCUCGGUACCGCGGUCACGACGGCCUACCUCGCGCGCGAAGCGGGGCUCGCAACGGCGGGCAUCACCACGUACAUCGACCCGGGCGUCGCGAUCACUGUGCUCGACCAGGCACUGCACCUGCAGGUGACAUACGGCGCGGUGAUGCUCUCCUUCCUCGGCGCGCUUCACUGGGGUUUCGAGUUUGCCGGCUACGGCGGGAACAAGGGCUACACACGCCUCCUGCUCGGCGCUGCCCCCGUCGUCUUCGGCUGGUCCACCCUCGCCCUCCAGCCCCUCGAGGCGCUGAUUGCGCAGUGGGUCGGCUUCACGGGCCUUUGGUGGGCGGACCUCCGCGCGACGAACGCGGGAUGGACGCCCCAGUGGUACUCGCAAUACCGCUUCUACUUGUCUGUCCUCGUCGGGACCUGCAUCAUCGGCACACUGGCUACCACGAGCUACUGGGGCCCCGUCGGUGGUCACGGGCUUGUUAGCCACGAUCUGGACAUGGUCCGCGCUGAACGCAAGCAGAAGCAGCCUGAGCAGGAAGGGCUUGUUGGCGGAGAAGUUGAGACCGUCGCGGGCGGCGACGAUGCUGACACGUAUGUCGUAAUCAAGCACAAGCACCAUGAGGGCGAGCAGGGCGGAGAGCAGGAACAACAGCAGCAACAGCAACAGCAGUAA